Messenger RNA from Lotus japonicus, 2175 nucleotides. RefSeq lists its product as uncharacterized. The transcript has a single exon. Lineage: Eukaryota; Viridiplantae; Streptophyta; Magnoliopsida; Fabales; Fabaceae. The record is from RefSeq and is a predicted model, not a curated record. The coding region runs from base 1 to 2175 and encodes 724 amino acids.
AUGAGGAUUAGGGACGCUCAAGAAACUCAAUCGCGUCCCCUGCCCGCGUUUUCCCAGGAAGAGGAGACGAACGGGGGCCCGAUCCAACCUCCCUACUACCAGGAAGCACGCCGCCGGGCGCCCGCGGCUGAGCGGGUGGCCAGCCAUACACCACGGAGACGCUACUCUCCCCGCCGAAGCCCCUCUAGGCGCAGGAGCCCCUCCCCGACUCGGGACAGGACGCACAACCGCCCCAGGUCCAGCAACGCGCUUGUCACCUAUCCAGCGCCGAUCGGAGGUCCCCUGUCCCCUGAGAUUAUGGCAUUUCCUUUCCCUCAUGGGUGGGCACGACCCAAAGUGAAGCUCUACGAGCGAGACACCGACCCGCAGGAACACGUGAACUUCUUCGUGGGCGCAAUGCAGUAUGCUGGGGUCAGCGACCCUUUGUACUGCAGAUGCUUCCCCAUGAGCCUUGGAAAAGGACCCAUGAACUGGUUCCAGAACUUACCGAGCAACUCGUUGCACGACUGGAACGGGGUCGUGACCUGCUUUUUAGCCCAAUACCCCUCGGUGCGCAGCAUACCGAAGACCGCGCAAACUUUGGCUUUAGUUAAGCAGAAAGAGAAGGAAUCUCUGAAGGCAUUUCUCAAUCGGUUCAACAAAGAGGCCAGCGAUAUCACCGGUCUCCUCCCCGACGCUAGGUUGGUCCUGGCUACCGCAGCCCUUGCACCAGGACCGUUCCUGACCUCGCUGGACGGCAAGCCAGCCAACACUCUAGAGGAAUUUCUAGCUCGAGCAGAGAAAUUCAUAAACAUGGAGGAUGCCGUGACCCUAAGAGCCGCGAGUCAGACGCUCGCAAUCAAAGGACCGCAGAAGAUGAAGGAACAUAAGGACCAGCCUUCGACCCGGGAGUCCCGACGGAAGGGUCAGGAUGAACGGAAGUCGAAGCGGAAGAAGUAUGAUAGUUAUACCCCACUGAACUCCUCCCUCUCACGUAUCCUGAAGGAGAAAGCCUCCACCGACCUCAGAGACCGCCCACCCCCACUCCUUACGAGAGGGGACAAGCUGGAUUCCAAGAGAUUCUGUGAGUUCCACGACAGCCCGGGCCACAACACUGACGAGUGCCUGAACCUCAAGGACAAGGUGGAGGAACUAAUCAGAGCAGGAAGGCUGUCCAGGUAUGUAGCUGUGUCGACGGGGGCCCUCCCGCGCCCGCGCUCGCCACCCCCAAGGCGGACACCGACCCCUCCAAGACACCGAGACCGGACUCCUCCCAGGCGCCGAUUGGCAGAACGUCGAGACAGGACUCCACCGCGUCGCCAAAGCCCCGAGCGUCGCCGGAGCCCCGAGCGUCGCGGACGAAGCCGAGAACGGAGAAGAAGCCCCGACCGCCACGGCCGGGAUGAAGUCAGAAGACAACAUGGAAGCAAUCUAGUCAACGUCGGUUCAAUAGCAGGAGGAUGGGCCGCAGGCGGGCCCACCAACAACAGCCGGAAGAGGAGUACCCGCGUCAUCAUGUCCGCGGCUGGAAGGCCCCGACCCGGGUCCCUCCACCCCCCAAGGCAGAAGGUGGCCAUAACCUUCACGGAGGACGAUUACGGCGAGGACACCGGCGAAGAAGAUGACCCCAUCGUCAUUGAAGCCCUGAUCGACAACGGUAAGAUCCGAAGGAUACUCAUCGAUACAGGUAGUUCUGCUGACAUUAUGUUUUAUGAUGCUUACAAGAGCUUAGGGCUAUCAGUGAAGGAUCUGCUCCCCUACGACCAUGAUUUGGUCGGGUUCACAGGGGACAGAGUCCUACCCUUAGGAUAUUUUGAUACUUGCCUUUCCUUGGGAGAUCACAGAAUUUGCAGGACUAUAAAAGCUCGCUUUCUGGUGGUGGAGUGUCCAACGGCGUACAACGCCAUUCUUGGCAGGCCAAGCCUCAACGCUUUCAGGGCGAUCAUAUCCACCCACCACCUAAUGCUGAAGUACCCCUGGGCUGGAAGGGCGGUACCAGUACGCGGAAACCUAGAAAUGGCAAGGAGCUGCUACAACUCCAGCUGCAGGCUGACCAGGGAGGAAAAGAAGAGAAAGAAGUCCAAAGCGCACGACCAGCAUGGCAACUUUCAUGUUCUACACACCAAUCUCGUGACCGACCUUGACCCCCGCGUGGACCAGUCUAGAGACGAUCAACGCCUCAAACCCGACGAGUAG